AAUGGGCGUGGCCGCAUAAUGUUCGCGGCAAACUUCAAAGCUAAACGUUCUACAAGCUUUUUACAAUAGCUUGUACUUUUGUUGUACUUUUCUUGUAGUUUACACGCUCUGCUGAGUUAGCAAAAGCUGAAGCUGCUUAGAAACACGAGCUACAAUCAAGCAAGAGUUGAAGGUUGGAAGAUCCCAGCUGGAGAAAAGAAAAAAUGGCGGACAGUGAGGCAUCUCAGGCAAGCAGUGCUCUGGAAGGUAGUCCAAAGCCAGAACCUAUGCAAGAAGAUCCAAAGCGACUCAUAAUAUCCAAGAUAGUCUGUGAGAACUUUAAGUCGUACGCUGGAGUGAAGGAGCUGGGCCCGUUCCAUAAGUGUUUCACAUCUAUAGUCGGCCCCAAUGGCAGUGGAAAGUCCAAUGUGAUAGACUCCAUGUUGUUUGUGUUUGGAUAUCGUGCUCGCAAGAUUCGCUCCAAGAAAGUCAGUGUUCUUAUCCACAACUCCACCCACCAUCAAAACAUCGCCUCCUGUACUGUCAGCGUCCAUUUCCAACUGAUUAAAGAUUUGCCUGGAGAUGCAUUUGAGGUGGUUCCAGAGAGUGAGUUUAUAGUGUCCCGAACAGCGCAUCGAGACAACAGCUCCUACUACCAAGUGAAUGGCAAGAAAGUUCCCUUCAAGGAAGUGGCUACUCUGUUGAGAGGCUCUGGCAUUGAUCUAGACCACAACAGGUUCCUUAUCUUACAGGGAGAAGUGGAGCAGAUUGCUCUCAUGAAACCCAAGGCUCAGUCUGAUCAUGACGAUGGCAUGCUCGAGUUUUUGGAGGACAUUAUUGGAACCAGCCAAUUCAAAGAACCUAUUGAACAGAUGUCAAAGAGAGUCGAAGAGUUGACAGAAGAAAGAGGCAUUAAACUAAAUCGAGCCAAAGCUGUGGAGAAAGAGAAGACCUCUCUAGAAGGGCCCAAAGCUGAGGCAGAGCACUACCUGUCUCUGCAGCGUGACAUGGGCCUCAAGCAGCACUCGCUAUACAGCAGAUACAUCUUUGAGUGUGGCAAGCAUGAGCUGAAGGCCAGGGAAAGGAAGGAAGAGCUGGAAGAGACUGUGGCAGACAAGCAGGCCCAAAUAGCAGAGCUCACAGCUAGCAAGAAAGAGAAGCAGAAAGCGCUGAAGAAAGAUACAAAAGCUUACGAGAAGUUGAUGGAAGGGGACGAUGAGUGCAAGCAGCAGCUGUCCUCUUGUGAGCAGAGGGAUGUACAUGCCAGACAGGCUCUCAAGAACUCCAAGAACAAUCUAAAGAAGACAACCAAGAACUUGUCUAAAGAAGGAGAGCGUCUUGUCGAGCUGAAGGCCAUCCCUGAGAAAAUGGAGAAAGAAAUAAAACAACUGAAGAAAAAGAUUCAAAUUCUUGAGGUCAGAAAGAGCGAGGAGGAAGAGAAGCUAUCUCAAGUCAUGGAGAGUCUAAAGACAGCCACCCAGGGACUGCAAGAUGAGAAGGAGGGCCAUGAGUUGAGACUGGUGGAUCUAAACCAAGCUAUGAAUGAGGCUAAAUCAAAGUUGGAUGUGGGUCAGGCUGAGCUGGAUAUCUACAGAGAACGGUUCACAAGUAACGAGCGUCAGUUGAAAGAGGCUCAAGGGAACCUCGAGGUCACCAAGACCUCCAUUGCUGAAAAGAAGAAAAAGCUCAUGGCUCUGGAGUCUCAAGUGACCUCCAAGAAGACCCAGCUUGAUAAGACAGUAUCAGCACUAAGCACAGUGUCUGCUGUGGUUGAGAAGCUCUCACUGGAGAUCAAGGAGAGCAGUGGUCAUGUUGAGGACGCUAAGAGCUCAAUGGCUGCUCAGAAUGAGAAGGGACAAGUACUGUCAGCACUACUCAGGCAGAAGGAGAGAGGCGCUAUGCCCGGGAUGUGUGGGCGGCUGGGAGAUUUGGGAGCCAUUGAUGACAAGUAUGACAUCGCGAUCAGCACAGCGUGUGGUCCUCUAGACUACAUUGUGGUGGACACCAUGGACACUGCAGUGCAGGCUGUAGACUACCUCAAGAGGAACAACCUGGGAGUGGGCACAUUCAUUGGACUGGACAAGAUGGAGAAGUGGAGCAAGCAAGCCAGUAGCAAGAUAACUACUCCAGAGAAUGUUUCUCGACUGUAUGAUCUUGUGCGUCCCAAAGACCCUCGCUAUCGCAACGUGUUCUAUCAUGCCCUGAGGGACACUCUUGUGGCUGACAACCUCGACCAGGCCACCAGGAUUGGCCUCAAGGGCUCCAAGCGUCAUCGUGUAGUGACCUUGUCUGGUCAGCUGAUUGAUGCAGCAGGGACCAUGAGCGGUGGAGGGGGGAAGGUAUCUAGGGGAAGGAUGUCCAGCAAACUAGUCAAUGACCUCUCACCCCAACAGCUGGCAGAACUGGAGCAGAAACUCAGGAGCAAACAAAAGGCUUUGCAGGAGUCUCUACCUAAGAAGUCAGGUCUAGAGGAUAAGGUUAAGAUGUUGACCUCUGACCUUUCCGGGAUAGAGAGAGAGAUAAAGAAGUUACAACGUGACAUUGAAGUUCUCCUUGUCAAGGAAGAAGGCAUUGCGGCACGUGUGGGGGAGUUGGAGGUGGCAGCCAGUGAACAAGAGCAGAUGGAUCCCGCCCAUUUGGCUCGGCUGGAGAGAGAGGUCAAAGGGUUCACCAAGACAUAUCAGAAAGCACUAGAUGCAGCAGAGACAGUCAAGGCACAAGUGGAAAGGCUUCACUCCCAGAUAAUGGCGGUGGGGGGCUCACGCAUGCAAUCACAGCAGGCUCAACUGGAUGCCAUCUGCUCAGAGAUGGACUCUAGUCAGGCAGCCAUUACCAAGGCUACUGUAGCCAUCAAAACCAACGGACGUAACCUCAAGAAGUGCGAGGAUAAGAUCUCCUCUUUGGAGGGGGAGCUAGAGGAUACAGAGCGGAGAAUUGUGGAGGUCAAAGGUCAACUUAAGGCACUGGAGGAGGAGGCUAAGGAGAUAUUGGAAAAGCAAGAAAAACUGAAGGAGUCAGCAGUGGAGUAUGGAUCCACACUGGAUGCCCUCAGGGGGGAGGUGGACGCUAUAGAAGAAGAAGAGGCGGGGCUACAGAGCGGGCUGGUGGAUGUGAAACACGAGCUAGACAAGUACAUGAGCAAAAUGAGAGAGAACAACGCCAGGAUCAAGCACUUCCAGAGUGAGAUCAAGAAGCUGCACCUUGAUGAUGAGGGACCCCCUGCAUUGGGUGAUGAAGAGCUGGCAGGACUGGACAAACAGACGGUUGAGUACGAGAUCACUGUCCUGGAGGAGAGGCUCAAGCAAAUGACACCCAAUAUGGCCGCUAUAGAGGAGUACAAGCGGAAGGAUGAGCUGCACCAAGCUCGGCUAGUGGAGCUGGACACGGUGACUGGAGAGAGGGACAAGUGUCGAGGAGAGUUUGAGGAUCUGAGGAAACAACGACUCGACCAGUUCAUGUCAGGGUUCAGUAUUAUCACUAACAAGCUCAAGGAGAUGUACCAGAUGAUCACUCUAGGGGGUGACGCAGAGCUAGAGCUGGUGGACAGUCUGGACCCAUUCUCUGAAGGGAUCGUAUUCAGCGUUCGUCCUCCUAAGAAGAGCUGGAAGAACAUCACUAAUCUGUCUGGUGGUGAGAAGACUCUCAGUUCACUGGCCCUCGUGUUUGCCCUCCAUCACUACAAGCCAUCACCACUCUAUGUUAUGGACGAGAUUGAUGCUGCCCUCGACUUUAAGAAUGUCUCAAUUGUUGCCCACUAUAUCAAGGAGCGUACCAAGAAUGCCCAGUUCAUUAUAAUCAGUCUGCGUAACAACAUGUUCGAACAAGCCGACAGACUAGUAGGUAUCUUCAAGACUGACGACGUCACCAAGACUUGCACUAUUGACCCCCGGAAGAUCCAGAUUGGACUCACCCUCCCGACCAUCUCCACAUAAACUAACUUUAGGCUUUUAAUGACUCCUAUAAUUACCACCACUGCAUAACAUUAAUGAUUGUUUAAAGCUGAUAUUAAAUCCUCUCAUUCUAUUAAAAUGUGCAUUGAUUGGAGAA
This is a messenger RNA of Halichondria panicea, 4026 nucleotides long. Its product is annotated as structural maintenance of chromosomes protein 4-like. Gene Ontology annotation, molecular function: protein binding; ATP binding; ATP hydrolysis activity. Gene Ontology annotation, biological process: mitotic chromosome condensation. The record is from RefSeq and is a predicted model, not a curated record. Gene Ontology annotation, cellular component: condensin complex; chromosome. NCBI's taxonomy places the organism in Eukaryota, Metazoa, Porifera, Demospongiae, Suberitida, Halichondriidae. The transcript has 24 exons. Bases 204 to 3911 code for a protein of 1235 amino acids.